Messenger RNA from Oryzias latipes (Japanese medaka), 8855 nucleotides. It is a transcript of the gene ccser1, whose product is annotated as coiled-coil serine-rich protein 1. The record is from RefSeq and is a predicted model, not a curated record. NCBI's taxonomy places the organism in Eukaryota, Metazoa, Chordata, Actinopteri, Beloniformes, Adrianichthyidae.
CAGAAUCUGUGUCCUCUAGAAAGAUAUUUUAAUCAUCCCCAUUAGUCCAGAAAAAUGCCACUUAUUUGUUAAAUCAUGUUCAACAAUACACACCUCUGCAUCCUAUUAAUUUUGAUCUAAAAAGUAUCUUAAAAAGCAAUCAUUUAUGUGCAUUUAAUGCAUUUCAUCUAUCCAAAAGUCACAGAAAAAAAAGAUUUGACCCAUUAUGUUUGCAGUGAUAGUUGUCUUUAUUAUUAUUUUUUUUGAUUGCUUGAAAUAAAUCAAUUCCAGUCAAACUCAAUUUGCAGGUUUCAGGUUUCUGUGUUGAAUUUAUGAGGGGAAAUUUCAAAAUGUUAGCUGUGGUCCUCCCCCCCGACCCUAGAGAUUUUCUGGAUGCGCACGUGCCCGCAUCCUUCCACCUGCCGAUGAUGCUCACGCUGCGCUGCGGCAGGAGGCGCGAGGACGUCACUGCGUCGCAACGCGGAAGGAGGAAAGAGGCUCCACGUCACGUAGGUGUACUUACGUCUGUGCGACACCAGGUGCUACCUCAGUACUGUGCCCCGGCAGUACACCCUCAUGUCGGCUUGACGAACUUCUCUGAGUUCACGGUGAAGAGACACUGACGGCUUUUUGCACUGACGCUUCUCGGCAGACCCUGUGGACAUUAGCGGAAGGGUUCCUGUUUCCACAUCCCGAUGGGGGAAUCAGGCUCACGCCGUUCCACUCUUGUGUCCCGCCUGCCAAUCUUCCGCCGCAGCAACAGUAAGCGGCAAGAGUCUCUCCCUUCUUCUCCAUCUUCAGGCGGGGUUGGAAAUGGCGUCCACACGUCCUCGCCUUCCAGCACUAACUCCAGUUCUGGCAGCACCGGGAAACGCAGGAGCCUUUUCCGCACUCCGUCUCUCAGUUUCACUUCCAAGCGGAACAGCGAUCCGCCUGUCCAACCCAUCAACCUGAACCUUCCCCAGCCACAGACGCAGACCACCGACGCAAAUGGAAAUAACCAGCCGACGGUGACGCAAUCAGUGUCAACAAAGUCUACCGACGGUGGUGGCCGUCCCAAGUCGCGCCAUUCAUUUGGAUUUGGCAGCAACAGGCAAAAGAAAAUCCCCCGCUCUCAGACCGAAGACUUGGACAAAGCUUAUUCAUCAUCCUCCACAGCCAAUCGAAAUGUUUUCAUCAACUGCAUCAGCAGCUCAGGGACCAACGAAGGUGACGAUUCUGGGUUCCUGGACGACUACAGUAGGGGCAGCAAUAACAACCGACGAUCCUCUCGCCAGAAAAAACAACUUCUACCAAAGUCUUUCUCAGCCCACCAUCGCUUCUCCCGCACGUCUGAUCACCACAGACCACCUGAAGUCAAUCUAGAACCGUCAAACUCCACCACCACGGCUCCAGGGACAGGAGGGCUGACUCCAGGGUCUUGGCCUGGUGAACUGAUUGGUGCGGGUGGUGAGAGCUCACUUCAGUCUCCAAUGAUAUCAGAAGAUCGAACGACAGCCAUCACCCCGUCUGAGUUCAUUCCUGCCACAGAGGACUCUGUAUCCGAGGUGGACGCACUGCCAGCUCCUAGCCCCGGGUCCGCUGUAAACCCUGUUCCGGAUUGUGAGGCUGCACUGGCCGCUGACCCGGCUUCAGCGGAACCCCCGCCUGUCCAAGAGAACAUCAGUGCAGCCGUCACUACCUCACAGGUUUUCUUCAGUCCAGCCCAAUCCAGCACUGAGAAACCAUUGCUCCCAGACACCAGCACGGCCAACAACACAGACUAUGACACGGCUGUUUCUCUCUCAGAGCCAGAAACAGCCGUGCCCUGCUUCCCUCUGCAGGAGCAGUCAGAGGAGGAAAGAGAGGAGAGGGAGGAGGAAAGGCAGGAGGCACAGAAAGAGGAGGUCACGGAGAACAAGAGUGAUUUGGUGAAUGAGGGAAAGCCUUGCUUCCACAGUGAGACCACAAGUGAAAGCGAGGCCAACGUGGCACGCAGUGAGGGGUGCCAGUCUAACCCGGAGAGACCUGACAGGAGAGCCCGAACCUCGCAUUCGUUUCAAGAGAGAGGAAGCUUUUGUGGCUGCCAUGAACCCAGAGCCUCUCACUUGAGAAAACCACACGCAGCUUCUUUGUGUAGCAGUGCCAGCCCAUACCACGAGGUGAUGCGAAUGGAAAGGCGUUUGCGCUCCUCAUCUGAGGGGGCUGGUGGGCCUCGUAUCCAUGGAAACCAAAGCGAUGCUCCGGGCAUGGAAGGAUGCGGUUUACUCAAACACAGAAACAACUCCUCGUCGUCUAAAAUGGGAAGUCUGGAUGUUCUGAACAACCUGGGUUCAUCAGAACUGGAUGAGGAUGAUCUCAUGUUGGACCUUGACUACUCCGAUGAUCAGAGACAUCGACAUGUAUCUAGAGAAGACUCCAGCCAGUCUUUGACCUCUUGUCUCAACCUUCUGCCAUCUCCCAUGGAUACACCUGGAGACCGAAUUCCAGGCAAAGAAUGCAAUCAAAGGGAACCCAGCCGACCAACCAGCCUGCUGCCUGCUGAGUGGAGCAUGGGGCUUGGUCUGAGUAAAGAAGAGGAACUCUUACCGUCAGGACUAGAGACCCUUCCAUUCAGACUAAUGCAACAGGACUGCACUGCUGUCAAGACUCUGCUUUUAAGACUCCGACGGACACUUCAGGAGAGCACAGAGACAAGUCCUGCCAGCAGCCUUCAGUCUUUACCAAUCAGCCCAUGCAGUGAAAAAUCUCUCCCAUUUAAGGAUCUCAACAGAGAGGAAGUCUUGCUGCAACAACUGAGGGAGAAAGAUGAGCUGAUUAUCCGACUGCAGAAUGAACUGGAGAGUGCCAAAGCCGCCCUGAAGAUGAAAGACUGCCAAAUGACCGAUCGCACAACGCAGACGGAACACAUGGGACCAGAGGUCAGUCAUCCAGGCCGGUGGUCAGGUCUAGGCAACAGCAGCAGCCUGGCUCCAAGGGACCGAAGGGGGGUACGAGCUGUGGGGCCAACACUCGGAGGGGACCUCGCUAACCAGCACCACCUGUGUCACUACACGCCGCUGCAUGGACGACCUACUGCCUCCGAGAGGCACACUGCCAGAGAGGAGCGCCACAGCCAGCCAGUCAUGACACAGUCUGCAGUCCGCAACCCUGUUCUGAAUUUUGCUCUUGGUCCCUCCAAACUGUCCACUGCCCAAGCGUCACCCAGCACACCACCCCAGCUUCAAGCUUCACAAUCCAGCCUCAGCACAAACCAGUUCCCCGGGUCAAACAACCCUGCUCCAUCUCUAUCGUCUAAGCAGCCUGAAGCGAUGUCCUCCUCCUCUGAAUCCUUAACCUCAGGAGGAGGACCAGGAGGAGCCAAUGUAUCAGGUGUUAGGAGAGGAGGUGGGGAUCACCUUCCACCAAGCCAUAUUCCACGUUCAGUUGGAGCCAGCCCCUCCAUAAGCCUUCACAGUCUUGCUAGUAAGGGUAGUCCCUCCCAAUCCCAGAGCACACUGUCAACAGACCAAGUGUCCAACUCAGCUUCUAACCCUUCCUCAGCAACGUCAUCUUCCUUAUUCACAGGGCGUUUAGGACAACCCCCUAGAGGCCCUUUGUCUCUGCACAGCUACAGCCGUAAAAAUGUCUUCCUCCAACAUUCCCUUCAUACGGCAGAAUUACAAGCUCUGACACAGAGAGACAGUUGAAGGCACACAAAUGUGAAUCUGUAUUAUAAAUGAAUGACAUGAACUUGAGGAAAACUUUAGCUGCCUCAUGCUUUGCUGCUUCAUCUUCAAUCACACAAAAACAAUGUAAAUGCACCUCUUACCAUCACAUUUUGUAGUCCUGACCAGCUUUCGGCCUACUUUCUUUCAGACAUUCUCUCGGUUUAGCACAAACACACACACACACACAUUUCUGGCUGUGAGAAUGAAAAAAGGCAAUCACUCGUCUAUCACAGCUCCCACGUUGUGUCAUGCUGACAGUUCAGAUGAGCUUACGCCCACACACACACACAAAGUGCAUACAGACUUGCAAGCACUUAUCUGUGCACAGAAACACAAAUGAAGCCAUGCACACUCGGCACCGCAUCAUCUGUAAUAUCUCUGCUUUACCAUCUGCACAAAUAACAGGGUGUUAAAACUCAAUGAACAGACGAGGUGUAUGGAUGUUAAAAAUUCCUUUUUUACCCAUUUGAUCAUUUUAACAAUAAGCCCAGAGAGCUUAAUUUGCGCCUGCAGGAACAUGUUAUCCUUUCAACAGUCCUGCUUAGAUCAAAUCCAGAUUAGGAGAUUUUCUGCUGUCCUCUUUUACAUUUGUGUUGUUUGGAAAGAUUGGGAAAACAAAAACGCAUCAACACUGAAAAAAAAAGAAACUUUUUUUUUUAAUUCUCCAUUCAGUGUUUCACAAAAAGGUUGAAAAUAUUUUUUGAAAAUUGCCAUGUGCAACAAUUGGUACUGCUUUUAUUAUUUUUAAACAUUACAAAAGAAAAUUCGAUUGUAGUAAAAGUUAAGAUAUGACAAUCAUAAAAAACAUGAACAUAUUACUUUUCUAUGUGCUGUUUUUAAUUUAAAAAAAAGAAUGAGAACUUACUGAAUCUAUCCACUGCUUUAUAAAAAAAAUAGGCCUAUUUUAAAUCAGAAAUUACUUGAAAUAAUGAGAUUAUGUAUAAAAAUCAGCCUCCUUUUUUCCAAGAAUCUUUGCUCAUUCCUAACAAAACCUCAGCAGUACAUUUGAAUUUUUUGGACAGCAUGUAACUGGAACUUGGCCAUUUCCUUCACACUUUUGAUGGUGUGUUCUAUUGCUUUAGACCAAAUUUGCAAACCUUUAUUUAGCAGACAGAAGGCCUCACAUUAGUCAUAUUCUUAAACCUGAAGAGCUUCAUUGUUGACUCGGUGACCAAAAGGGCCCCAAGAGCAAAUCCUAAGAAAUAAUGCUGUGAUUAUGAUAGGUUUCUGCUGGAAUGGUGUAUCAAUUUUUAACCUCAAAUGAUGGAAUGUAAGACCGAACAUCUCUACUACAUGCGUUUUAAAUAUUUAAAUUUCUCAGUGAGGCUUGAGACGGUUUUUAUGGAGCUUUUUUUUUCUAUGAGCAUUGAUUUUUGGGUAAAUUAGCUGCACAGUCUGCUCCUCGGAAGAUUGGCAGCUGUCUUGAAAGCUUAUCUUUUGACAGGCGUCCUUCAGCGCUCAUGGAACUUCGAACCCGGAAUUGUUUGGAAACAGUUUUGUUGCUCUUUUAAGAUUGAUGGGUAGCAACAGUCUCUCUUCUAAAAACCAAUGCUCAUGUCAUUCACGUUUGACAUUGUGCGAACACACACCAGCAUUAGCUCUGCUUUCACGGAGGUCUGCACACCUGUCGAUGGCGAGUUCAUCAAAGACCAAUGAUUAACAGCCCCUGGCUCCCUUUGAAGUCUAAAUAAGAUUUCAGGGAUACGUCAGAAUUCCCUCCCAACUCCCUAACUACUAAAAAACGACAUAGUGCGGGAUUAUCAAGUGCCCUGGAUUUUAAAAGCAAUUCUGCUGCAAAGUCCUUCAAACGCAAUGCAUUGUGGUCUGCAUUCACCAACCUAGUGAGCAUUGAUGCACACUGUUUUUUUGCAGAGACUUCUGGGAAAUUGGUAGUGCACUGGACUUUGGAAUCGUAGGCUAUGUCUAAAUUCCCUCCUUACUCCCUAACUAGUAAAAAACUACAUAGUGCAGGUCUAAAUAGUGCCCUGGAUUUAAAAAGAAAUUCAGACACCAUGCUCACUGCUUUUUUUUUUAUAAACGAAAAAUAUGGCAUCACUGAUUUCACGAAGUGAAAGGCUUAUAAAUACGAGCAUUUGACAAAGACCCCUUAUGAAUUCACAUAAAUGGUUUUGUAAUGAUGAAAACGUGGAUGGUUUAUUGAAAACUAAAUUAAAAUACAUAUUUCCCACAAAGAAUGUUUGUGGAAAAUGCAAUGCAUUGUGAGCACUGAUGCAUGCUGUUUUUUUUGCAGAGAGUUCUGGGAAAUUUCAAAGGCUGUUGAUUUUGAAAUUAUAGGCUUUGUCUGAAUUCCUUCACUACUUACUACAUACUGAACUCUAUAGUGGGUUUGCCAUUUUGUAAUGUUGUCCGAAUCUGCAAUUCCAAAAUCCAGCGCCCUAGAAAUUUUCUUAGAUUGGCAAAUAUAGACCACAGUUCAUUGCGUUUAAACAAUUUUUGUGAAAAAGAAAAGCGUUUAAAUAUAAUUUUUUAUUAAACCAUCAACGUUUUCGUCUUCAGAACACAGUGGAUUCUUAAGUAGUCGUAAAAUGCUCGCAUUUAUUCGAUUUCUUUUGUCAUAUUUGCUGUACUAGUAGUAGGUAGCAUGGUGUUGUAAUUACUUUUUGAAUCCUGGGUACUAGAUAGUGCGGCACUAUAUCGUUUUAGAUUCGACAAACACUUACGGUAGAUCCUUAUACUUGUAGUGAUUUUAUACAGAUAAAGGAAAAGGUGCAAAUUUUUGCACAUGGCUUAACAAAGAGUGCCCUGUUCGAAAAGAAAUGUCCUUAUCAUUUUAUUGUGAAAGGUAAAAAGUCCAAUAUUAUCCUUAAGAGGUUGAGAUUGAGGGUGAACAAGUUUCUUCCUUAAGAAGAUAAAUAAGACAUAUAAAUGCCUGCAAAAUGUUAUUGGAAGCAUAGUCCGAUUAUAGUUCUGGUGGUUGGCCGGAUGAAAGUGUCUAUCAAAUAUUUUUUUUAAAGAUUAUUACAACAGGUACUACACUUUUACUGUUUUUGACUUGUCAAGUAAGCGGUUGUUAAAAAAAACAUCUGAGCCAGAGUGUCAAAGCAAGUAAUGGUUCAGUGACUUCACAUUAACCACUGCAGAACUGCCAUGAGAUGCUGCUGGGUCGUACAUUCGUGGAUGUGACAUAUCACAGUUAAAUAACUGAAAAAUGUGGGCUUUUUUUUUUCAAAAAACGUCCAUGUGUUGUUUUUACAGCUGGAUCGUGUGAAUUCUGUGCUGCUGAAUAUAUUUUCUCUGACAUAACAAGAGCGUUGAACAUUCAUGUCUUUCCCCCAACGGCUUUGAGGUAAACAAACCCAACAGUGUCAAGCAAUUCCCAGCUCCUGGCAUCCACAGAACAUGUGAGAUGUUGGAGAGGUUGUUGACCUUGUCCGACUGUAAAUAGCACCUGACCUAAGGGGAGCCGUGUAAAUUGUGUGUGUGCUGUAAUGACCAACUCACGAGAAAAGGACCUGGUAGUGGUGGAGAAAAGGACAUCUGAAGGACAGCAAAUCUGUUUCCAGGUGUGGUGGUUGCAGCGCCCCACCUGGUCUUCUAAAAUGCUGAAGUAUUCUUUUGAUUCAAACCUUUUCCGUGCUAUAGCCUUUUUUUUGUUUUUUUAUGACAUCCUGUCUUUUCAAAACACAUUGUCCCCGCCUUUAUCCUAGCAUGCUAACAGUACCUUUGGUUACUCUCGUGUUUUUUCGCCAUUCAUUUUCUCCUCAUAUGAGCUGUCAAGCAGAAACCUUAUGUGGCCAUCAGAGUUGCUGUGACGGACCGGCUCCAGGACUCAAUCCUGGACGGGACCACAACAAUCCAUUCCAGCUUCCUAAUCAGGGUGUAAUUUUACACCUGGUAAGUACAAUUAACUAGCAGGUAGAGUGGAUGGAUGGCAUCAAUUUGGCUCGUGAUGAGAGGGACUAAAGUGUGCAGCUGGAGCGGGAAUCAAAAGUCUCCCGCUUAGUUAGCUUACAGGUGCCAAUGCUUUGUUGAUGGGUGACCCUUAGGCUUUUCAAAUCCCUUAGCGAUGCAUGGAUUAUAAUGUAGUUGACAAAAAAUGUCUUUAGAGGAUAUUUAAAUACGCAGGGAUUGUUUUCUCAUGCAUUUUAUUUGUCUUUACAACUAAACAUGUUUCUGACAACAACGAAAAGAAAACAGCUGCAGUUCUGCAGCAACGGACCCGCCCUAUAAAUCUUUGUUUGAUUUUAUCAUUUUUUUUACUUAAAAGCACAUUGAAAUCACAACACUAUAUUUGUAAAAAAAAACAAGCUAUUUAUUGUGUUUUUUUUCAUUGUUUUGCCUUAUUUAUAUUUAUUACCCUUGUAUCAUUUCCUAAAAGCAUCAAGACAUAUUAAUUAAAGGAAAAAUUAAUUAUAUUUAAAAUUGUAUUUAAUUGUUCAAUUUUUUUCUGUCGCAAAUUUUGUGUUGUUGAUAUUCUUACAGGUUUAUUCUGUAAUUAUGGUUCUUUUUGUUGUAACGAAUAACUGUAUAUUUGUGCAUACAAUGUUUGUUGGUGCAUAGAAGAUGGAAGCGCAAAAACAAAAAAAGUCCAAUCCAGUUCAAGAUCCAACUUUUAAUCAUUUGGGAUCAGAUCUGGUGGGAAAAACAUAAAAAAUUAUUAUAGAAAUUUAAGAAAAAUCAUGCUUAAAUUACAUGUAAAGGUCAGUGAAUUUUAUCAUUUGGUCUUAAAACUUUCCCCUUUAUGAAAUCAAUACUUUGCACUAUUUCUUUUCAUAGAAAGAGUAAUGUUCUUAAUCGUUUUGCGUCUUUAAAAAAAGGCUGACCAUUUAAAAAAAAUGUUUGUUUGUUCUGUUCGUCUUGCCAUCCUUGACCGGUGCAGUUGGCAGAUGUAAACUGACCACUUAGUCCAUAAAUUUGUUAGAUAUUCAGCAAUUAACCCACGCAAGCACGAAGAAAUAAAAAAGCUCCUUCUCAUUUAUAGAGUUGUUUUUCACUUUAUGUGGUCCCUUGAAGCCAAUUUGGAAUUUAAUAUCUUUGUCAAGAACGACUUUUAUGGUGGUCAAACAACUUCAGAGUGUAUGUUUACCCCAAGUAUUUUCACUGGAUGUGUGUGGAACACCAUUUUGAAUUGAUUGAUUGUUCAUGUCCAAUAACAAUAAAAGGUUGUCCACUGUGUGCUUAUCAAUAUUCUGAACUAAUAAAAAGGGUUAAAACAUUACAUCUAGA